This is a messenger RNA of Cuscuta campestris, 864 nucleotides long. Lineage: Eukaryota; Viridiplantae; Streptophyta; Magnoliopsida; Solanales; Convolvulaceae. The record is from the annotation of a GenBank genome assembly.
GCUAUUAACUUCAUAGUACGGACCUGGAUUACGCCGAAAUCGAAUCGAUAGCUCGAACGGAAGACAAAUCAACAAAAUCAAACGAACGGGUCAAAUUGAGCCAAAACACGAAAUCGACCAAUCGAUCUAGCGUGGAGAUAAAUCUGUCGGCGGUAUCAACCCAGGGCAGCGGCUGGGUGCGGCGAUGGUGGCGGACGCCGGCGUACAGUGGCGAGGCGGCAGCAGCUCCCAGAAAUCACGAACAGAGGAGCAGCUCCGGGCGACGGCGGCUGGAGGCUUGGCGGCGGUGCAACUCGACGGCGAUGGGCAGCGAUUGGCGGCGCUGCAACCCGACGGCGGUGGACGACCGACGCUGGCAGUGCAGGCGACGACCGCGGCUCGAAGAUUGGGAACCGUGGUCGGCGGCGCUGGACCUGGCGGUGAGCGGCGGACCUCUGGCGAGGGAGAAGCGGCGGCGAUUGGCUGGGGAAGGGCGACCGGCGAUGAGCGGCGACUGGCUCAGGCGACGCCGGCGUGGUCGAACGGCAGGGGAGGAUGACCGGCGAAGAACGGCGACUGGCUCAGGCGGCGAUCGGAAAUGAAGAAGAAGAAGGUGACGAUGUGCGGUUCUCACAGAUCCGAACGAAAGAAGAUAGGUUUAGGUUUUAUUUAAUGAUCUCAUUUCUAAAAGGAUUGAGCUUCGGACCCAAAAUACCUGAUUAAAUGGUCAUAACAUGAGCUCCAAAACUCCGAUUCGCGAGUCGUCUGAACCGACGCGAUCACAAAAAUAUUUCCUACGAGAUGACAUAAAAGUUGGGUUUAGAAUCCAAAUUAUAAUUUUAACCCCUUUUUGGGCCCAAUUCAUAAUCAAUUGCUCUAACAAUU